Molecule: messenger RNA, 543 nt
Organism: Knipowitschia caucasica
Lineage: Eukaryota; Metazoa; Chordata; Actinopteri; Gobiiformes; Gobiidae
Source: the annotation of a GenBank genome assembly
AUGGUCGUUAUCUCCAUGUAUCUUGCCUCCAUCUGUCUGAGCCCCCUCCCCGUGGGCACAGGUCAGGGCGGCUCCCGGUCACACGCCCCUCUCCAGGCCUCUGCUGCUGGGAAGAGGCCUCUGAUUGGCCGAGCUGCAGAGAGAGACGAGGACCAGGAGCAUAAAUACAGAGAGCAGCAGAGGGAGAGAAUCAUCUCAUCAUCCUCUGAACUGAAGCCACAGAAGCCACAGAAGGACUAUCUACAGCUCAACAUGUCUCAGUAUUUAGACCUCGCCAUCCAGGACAGUGUCAAGGAGCAGCUCUUCCGGUGUAAGCUGCACAUGCUGGAGAGGAAGUGUUGUGUGGGGGUGGAGAAGCUGAAGUCUCUGCUGCUGGAGCAUCUUCACUCUGGGAUCCCAGUGUCUGAGCUUCUGGACAAAACCCUGUCCUUCGUGUCUCUGAAGAGAGCCCUCCUCUCGCACAACGGCUACUCCAAAUACACACGGGACGUCCUGCGCCUCUUCCCUGAUGCAGAGGACGAUGUGGCUCCUCUCUGCUUCUAA